Penicillium alfredii is the source of this 843-nucleotide messenger RNA. RefSeq lists its product as uncharacterized. Lineage: Eukaryota; Fungi; Ascomycota; Eurotiomycetes; Eurotiales; Aspergillaceae. The record is from RefSeq and is a predicted model, not a curated record. Bases 1 to 843 code for a protein of 280 amino acids. The transcript has a single exon.
AUGGCUUACUAUGACGACCCUCGUUAUGUUCGUCGCGAUGCCGACCGGAGCCUCACGGUGCCAGGUCGUCGACAGCCGAUUGACUGGACCGCCGAAGGACCUUCAGAGCUGUCGCCAGUACGAAUCGACCGCCGGAACCCAGAUCACUCGUCGGCUGGCAUCUCCAUUCAAAGACGCAGCCAUUCCCCCGUGGGCCGGUCAUCAGCUCGCCGACCAGCUCGUCGACACCGAUCCCCCUCAUCCUCGACGGACUACUCAUCGCCGGAGAGGAUAGUGAGGCAGGAAAAUGUCCAGGCAAUUUUCAGUCCAGAUUUCGACCAGAAAGACGUCACGCUGCACUUUACGAUGGACAUUGCCGAGGAUAUCGAAGGGGCAUUGGAGGAACUGGCGCGAUUGAAGCGACUCGGCCACUUCAAGGAAGCCCAGGAGUAUGUCGCGACCCAUUUGGACCAUCACCUCAAUUUGCCACUUGUCGCCAUCGAGUAUGCCGAUCUGCUGCGCCAGCAGGGGGCUCAUCGGCAAUUGCAUGAUUUACGGAACCGUCGACAUUUGCUGCCGCCAUUGAAGUCGAAAUUCAUUUUCGGCACCGACAUGAAGCCGCCGAACCUCUAUCGCACGCACUUCGAAUUGAUCGAGCAGUCCUCUGAGCUUGCUCUUCAGGGAUUGCCCAGAAAACAGGUGCUACUAAUUAAGAACGAGAAUAUUCUUAGAUAUCUCAAUAAGCGAGUACCUUCCUGGUUCAUCUCAGCAUAUGUCCGGCCGAAUGAAGACGUCUCGCUAGAUUCGACCGAGGUAUGGAAUCCUUCCACGGACGAACAGUGCGAGUUGGGGCGGCCCUGCUGA